GGCCGUUGUCGCUUCGCUGCCGAAAUUUCCACGUCCGGUAUUGCUUCGUCCGACAGAUGAAUCGUUUGUGUUUCAUUGGGAUGCAACCUACAAGAUCAAUUCGAUCGGGUAUUUGGAUCUGAUCUGUGGGAUCACAGACCCUGGCGGUAAGUUCCACCCUGAUGCCUUCUUCCUAAUUGGAAGAGAAUCCACCAACGAGUACGAAUGGGCAAUGACGGCUGUCAUGGAUGUUUACCAGCUUGUGGUUGGAAGUGCGCUGCGUCUACACUACGUCAUGGGUGAUACAGCGUUGGCACCAGUGCCCGCCAUCAAGAUGCUGUCCCAACUCAACGUGCAGACGAUACUCAUGUGUUUCUACCACUGCGUGGCUGCCGUGAACAAACGACUAGGGGCGGUUCCCACGCGUGUGAAAGCUUUGGUUGCGUUUCACAUGUUCAACAUGCAUUACAGUCGAAGUCCCACCGAAUGUCGGAUGCACUAG
This is a messenger RNA of Aphanomyces astaci, 481 nucleotides long. RefSeq lists its product as hypothetical. NCBI's taxonomy places the organism in Eukaryota, Oomycota, Saprolegniomycetes, Saprolegniales, Verrucalvaceae. The record is from RefSeq and is a predicted model, not a curated record. The annotation marks the transcript as partial. The transcript has a single exon.